Molecule: messenger RNA, 710 nt
Organism: Spodoptera littoralis (African cotton leafworm)
Lineage: Eukaryota; Metazoa; Arthropoda; Insecta; Lepidoptera; Noctuidae
Source: the annotation of a GenBank genome assembly
AAUGAUGUUCUCCCCAGGCGCGAUGCCCCCGGAGCACGAGCUGUACUACGGGUUCACUCGGUUCGCGAUGGAACUCAACGAACUGGAGCCCGCCAUGCGGGGGACUCUGCCACAUACUGACACACGACUCAGGCCGGACCAGCGCGCCCUGGAGGAGGGCGACGUGGAGGCGGCGGAGCAGCUGAAGCACCAGCUGGAGCAGGCGCAGCGCGACCGCCGCAGGGACGUCGCCGCGCACGCGCCCGCCUGGUUCCGAAAAACUCUGGAGAGCGGCGAGGAGACGUGGGUGUUCAACGGGGAGUACUGGAAGGCGCGCGAGGCAGGGUUCCCAGACGACGUCGCGCCCGCGAUAUGGUGACCGCGCCUACUCAUACUCCGUAAACCGCAGUGCGAAUGGCUCUGCUAGAUGGUUGUGUCUCGCUUCCCGCUUAGCGAUAAAUUAGAGUUUUAUUAUAGACUUUAAUAAAAUAUCCCUUGUUAUUGUGACGGCUAGUUAGGCUGUACAGGCUAUAUCUUGGCUAAGAUGGCGGCUAAAUACUGAUAGGUAAGUGGCUUAUAACAUGUUUUAGUCAUGUUUGUAGUUAUUUUAUAGUUCAGAUAUAAAAAUUAAACAUGGUAUAAAUCCGUCAGUUAAGUAAUGAAAAAAUACUGAACACGUUAUUUUUUGUCAAAAUAGGAAAGUCAUUACUUCGAUAUAGUCAAUUUAAAUC